AUGGGCGACCGCACGGUCCACGUCGGCAAUCUCGAGACGUUCGUGAACGAGAGCACGCUCUACCUGCUCUUUUCGCAGUUCGGCACUGUCACCAACGUUCGCCUCGCUGGUGACCCUAAGAUGCAAACGCGGUACGCGUUUGUAGAGUUCAACGAUUCCGUUAUGGCGCAUGCAGCGUGCUUGCUCGACGGUCUGCAGGUCGGCUCGCGCAAUCUCCGCGUCUCGCUCUCCAAGCCAUACGCCGGGAAAGGAGCGGCGUCAGCAGCGGUACAUAACCCCUUAGCUGCGCUGAUGGGCGGCGCGGGACUGGCAGCGACGCCCGCCGUGACCGCAGCCCCUCGGAAGCGGUCCACCGUGGAGGAUCAGGAGCGCAUUUCGCGGACCAUCCACGUCCGCAAUGUCGACAUCCAGAUCACGGAGGCGAUGCUGGUGGAGUAUUUCGGCGUGUGCGGGACCGUGACGGCCGCGCGCACGGCGGGCACGAACAACCCGCGCACGGCGUGGAUCGAGUUCGCCGCGCAGCAGUCCGCGCUCGCCGCGCUCUCGCUGGACGGCCAAGUCCUCGCCGGGCAGACCUUGAGAAUCUCCCCCAGCAAGUCCGCCAUUCAGACCAACGCGCUCUCGCAGCGCAACGCGCCGGCGCCGGCGCUGCCGACCAUGACGCCCGCCAUGAUGAUGGCCGCCGUCGCCGCGCCGCAGAACAUCGUCAAAGUGCAGGGCAUCCCCGCUAAGGUGUGCUUCGCUGUCCCGCUUACCAGCUACAUUCUGCGGUUACUGUUCAUUGCUUAUAUUCGCACGUUUCUUCUCUCGGCGCAUCUCCCUUCCCCCUCCACGCAUCUCCCCCCUCCGCGCAUCUCCCCCCUCCGCGCAUCUACCCCGUCCGCGCAUCUCCCCUCUCCGAGCAUCACCCCCCUCCGAGCAUCGCCCCCCUCCGAGCAUCGCCCCCCUCCCCGCACUUCUCAGCUCCGCGCCUCACCUGCUCUCUACUCCCGCCCCUUGCGUCCCGACGCCCAUCUUUCCCGCCCGACCCUCCCUCCCGCCCUCCCUCCCGCCCUACCCUCCCACCCUACCCUCUCGCCCUGCCCUUCUCGCCCCUCCCGAAGCCCACCCACCCCGUGGUUCCCCCGUUGCGUGUGCGUGCUGCCGUGUGCCGCCCAGGCAUCGGAAGCGGACGUGCGCACUCUCGUAGAGGCGCGCUGCGGCCACGUGCGCUCGCUGAUCAUCGUGCCCGUGCCAGGCCCGCCGCCUGAGGAGCCGGGCAAGAAGGGCGAGAAGGGCGAGGAGGGGGCCGAGGGCGAAGAGGGCUACAAGGGCCCGACGAAAAUGGCGACGGUGGAGGUGGAGGAUGCAGAGGCGGUGGCGAAGGCGCUGGAGCUAAACGGCACCAAGUUCAUGGGCGCUACCAUCUCGUACGUCCUGUCCUGCUGCCCCUCCGCCCCCCGGACUUGCCGUUUUGGCUUUGUUGCUGCUGUGCUGUUUGUUACCCUUUCCCUCUUCCCCCCUUUAUCUCCCAUUCUCCCCUCCCCUCCCCUCCCUUCCCCUUUUCUCUCCUUCAACCCUUCCUUCGCCAUUCCCGGCCUCGACCCCUCUCUCCUCGACCCCUCCCUUCUCUCCGAUCCCACCUUCCUAGCCGCUGCCACUGCGGCAGGUCUCCCUACCACCGCCCUGCCUCCCCCGCCCCCUUUACCUCCCAACACGCAACCCACCAUCGUGGCAUCUGAGACUGGCACUGAUGGCACCGCCACAGGCACAGACGCCACAGCAGCAGCUGCAGCAUCGGCAGACGACGACCGGAAAGACUCUCACGGGUCGCACAAGCGCUCGGCAGAUGACACUGAGGGGGGAGAGAAGCGCGCACGCCAUGACUGA
Molecule: messenger RNA, 1869 nt
Organism: Closterium sp. NIES-65
Lineage: Eukaryota; Viridiplantae; Streptophyta; Zygnematophyceae; Desmidiales; Closteriaceae
Source: the annotation of a GenBank genome assembly